Molecule: messenger RNA, 1605 nt
Organism: Hemiscyllium ocellatum (epaulette shark)
Lineage: Eukaryota; Metazoa; Chordata; Chondrichthyes; Orectolobiformes; Hemiscylliidae
Product: potassium voltage-gated channel subfamily A member 5-like
Exons: 1
Coding region: 1-1605 (534 amino acids)
Biological process (GO): potassium ion transmembrane transport; protein homooligomerization
Cellular component (GO): voltage-gated potassium channel complex; membrane
Molecular function (GO): delayed rectifier potassium channel activity; protein binding
Source: RefSeq, a predicted model, not a curated record
AUGGACAUCGCUCUGGUGAGGCUGCAGGACGGCGGCGCGGCUCUGGGGAGCUGUCAGAGAGGUGUUGGAGGCGGUAUCUCGGCGCCCCUGGCUGUGAGCGCUGGCCCGGGCGAGAUGAACGCGGCGGGGCCGCUGAAAGCGGCGGAACAGGCGCCACCGGUGGACAACCUGCCGCCGCCGCCGCAGCAGCUGCUGGAGGUGAACCGCUCGGAGCGGGUGGUGAUCAACAUCGCCGGGCUCCGGUACGAGACCCAGCUGAGCACGCUGAGCCAGUUCCCGGACAGCCUGCUGGGCGACCCGGAGAAGAGGAUGCGCUACUUCGACCCGCUCAAGAACGAGUACUUCUUCGACCGCAACCGGCCGUGCUUCGACGGCAUCCUGUACUUCUACCAGUCGGGCGGCAGGAUCCGCCGACCCGUCAAUGUCUCCAUCGACAUGUUCGCCGACGAGAUCCGCUUCUACAAGCUGGGGCCCGAGGCCAUGGAGAGAUUCCGCGAGGACGAGGGCUUCAUCAAGGAGGAGGAGAAGCCGCUGCCCCGCAACGAGUUCCAGAAGCAGAUGUGGCUCCUCUUCGAGUACCCGGAGAGUUCCAGCCCGGCCCGGGGCAUCGCCAUCGUCUCGGUGCUGGUCAUUGUCAUCUCCAUCAUCAUCUUCUGCCUGGAGACCCUGCCCGAGUUCCGCGAUGACCGGGACAGCGCCAGGAACUCGCCGCACAACGCCAGCGCCCAGAGCCCCGGGGCUGGGGGCAGCGGCGGCGGCGGCGGCGGCGGCAGCAACAGCCUGACCGACCCCUUCUUCAUCAUCGAGACCACCUGCGUGGUCUGGUUCACCCUGGAGCUGCUGGUCCGCUUCCUGGCCUGCCCCAGCAAGUCGGUCUUCGCCCGGGACAUCAUGAACAUCAUCGACAUCGUGGCCAUCAUCCCGUACUUCAUCACCCUGGGCACCGAGCUGGCCGAGCAGCAGUCCAAUGGCCAGCAGGCUAUGUCCCUGGCCAUCCUCAGGGUCAUCCGCCUGGUGCGGGUCUUCCGCAUCUUCAAGCUCUCCCGCCACUCCAAGGGCCUGCAGAUCCUGGGCCAGACCCUCAAGGCCAGCAUGAGGGAGCUGGGCCUGCUCAUCUUCUUCCUCUUCAUCGGGGUCAUCCUGUUCUCCAGCGCCGUCUACUUCGCCGAGGCGGACGAGCCCCGCUCCCACUUCAGCAGCAUCCCCGACGCCUUCUGGUGGGCGGUGGUCACCAUGACCACGGUGGGCUACGGCGACAUGAAGCCGGUCACCAUGGGCGGCAAGAUCGUGGGCUCGCUGUGCGCCAUCGCCGGCGUGCUGACCAUCGCCCUGCCCGUGCCCGUCAUCGUCUCCAACUUCAACUACUUCUACCACCGGGAGACGGACAACGAGGAGCAGGCACAGUACCUGAAGGACGACACGGACAGCGAGCCCAGUCACUCAGAGGAACUGAAGAGGAGCAGGAGCUCCCUGGGCAAACCCCUGGAGAACAGUGAGGGGGUGAACAAUGGCGCAGGGGCCCACCUCAAAGCCAACAGUGCCCCAGACAUCAGGAAAUCUCUGUACGCGCUCUGUCUGGAUCCAAAUACAGAGACCGACCUGUAG